AUGUCUGAUUUGCAAGAUAGGGAGCCUAGCAUUAUUAUCAACGGGGAUUUGGGUCCCGAAGAGGAGGAAGAGACAGUUGUCGACGAGCAAAUUGCUCAGGACAUCGAGGCCGAGGAAGCCGAUGAGGGGAAGAUAAAAAAGACGGUUACCUUUUCCGAGGACGCGGAAUCUGAGGAGGAGAGGAGGCUGAGGGAGUUUGAGGAAGGUGGCGGUUUGCCUGAACAGCCAGAAAACCCAGAUUUCUCCAAAUUGAACCCACUUUCUCAAGAGAUUAUCAGUAGACAGGCUACCAUUAACAUCGGUACCAUUGGUCAUGUCGCUCACGGUAAAUCUACGGUUGUGAGAGCCAUUUCUGGGGUCCAAACCGUCCGUUUCAAGGAUGAGUUGGAGCGUAACAUUACCAUCAAGCUGGGCUACGCGAACGCGAAAAUUUACAAGUGUGAGGAACCUACGUGUCCUGAACCUGACUGUUACAGAUCAUUCAAAUCCGACAAGGAGGUGUCCCCCAAAUGUCAAAGACCAGGCUGCCCUGGGCGUUACAAGUUGGUGCGUCACGUAUCGUUUGUCGAUUGUCCCGGCCACGAUAUCUUAAUGAGUACUAUGUUGUCUGGUGCUGCCGUCAUGGAUGCCGCACUUUUGCUGAUUGCAGGGAACGAGUCCUGUCCACAACCACAAACGUCUGAGCAUUUGGCAGCUAUCGAAAUCAUGAAGUUGAAGCAUGUCAUCAUUCUCCAAAAUAAAGUCGAUUUAAUGCGUGAGGAGAGUGCAUUGGAGCAUGAAAAGUCCAUCUUGAAGUUCAUCAGAGGUACGAUCGCUGACGGCGCACCAAUUGUGCCAAUCUCCGCGCAACUGAAAUACAACAUUGACGCUGUCAAUGAAUUUAUCGUCAAGACCAUCCCAGUUCCCCCAAGAGACUUCAUGAUCUCCCCACAACUGAUCGUCAUCCGUUCCUUCGAUGUGAACAAACCAGGUGCCGAGAUCGACGACUUAAAAGGUGGUGUUGCUGGUGGUUCCAUCUUGAACGGUGUUUUCAAGCUAGGGGACGAAAUCGAAAUUAGACCAGGUAUCGUAACCAAGGACGACAAGGGUAAGAUUCAAUGUAGACCCAUCUUUUCGAACAUUGUUUCCCUGUUUGCGGAACAAAACGAUCUGAAGUUUGCCGUCCCAGGUGGGCUGAUAGGUGUGGGUACCAAAGUUGACCCAACGUUGUGUAGGGCGGAUCGUCUUGUUGGUCAAGUCGUUGGUGCCAAGGGCCACCUACCAAAUGUUUACACGGAUAUUGAAAUCCACUACUUCCUGCUGCGUCGUCUGUUGGGUGUCAAGACUGAAGGCCAGAAACAGGCAAAGGUUAGAAAAUUGGGGGUCGAUGAAGUCCUCAUGGUCAACAUUGGGUCCACUGCCACUGGUGCCCGUGUUGUAGCCGUCAAGGCUGAUAUGGCACGGCUGCAGUUGACCUCUCCAGCCUGUACUGAAGUUAAUGAGAAAAUUGCCUUGUCUAGACGUAUUGAAAAGCAUUGGCGUCUGAUUGGUUGGGCCACUAUCAAGAAGGGUACGACUUUGGAACCAACCGUUUAG
Huiozyma naganishii CBS 8797 is the source of this 1575-nucleotide messenger RNA. RefSeq names its product translation initiation factor eIF2 subunit gamma (gene GCD11). Gene Ontology annotation, cellular component: cytosol; eukaryotic translation initiation factor 2 complex. Gene Ontology annotation, biological process: positive regulation of translational fidelity; formation of translation preinitiation complex. The record is from RefSeq and is a predicted model, not a curated record. The transcript has a single exon. The coding region runs from base 1 to 1575 and encodes 524 amino acids. Gene Ontology annotation, molecular function: translation initiation factor activity; GTPase activity; tRNA binding. Lineage: Eukaryota; Fungi; Ascomycota; Saccharomycetes; Saccharomycetales; Saccharomycetaceae.